Molecule: messenger RNA, 755 nt
Organism: Corticium candelabrum
Lineage: Eukaryota; Metazoa; Porifera; Homoscleromorpha; Homosclerophorida; Plakinidae
Product: dnaJ homolog subfamily C member 24-like
Exons: 4
Coding region: 155-631 (158 amino acids)
Biological process (GO): positive regulation of ATP-dependent activity
Molecular function (GO): ferrous iron binding; ATPase activator activity
Source: RefSeq, a predicted model, not a curated record
CGCGAGUCUUUGUACGCCCAAACAGGCUGCUCUAGUCAGACUAACUGUCUGUUUAUUUCUUUUUGUCUGGGCGUCUAGAGAGUAGUCUCGAAACUUGCUAGAACGACUAAUAGAUACAGCUUGUGUGCAGAUGCAGCCCUAGGAGUGUGAGAAAAUGGAGCAAGUGGAACCGGAUCUCUACAAAAGACUUGGAAUUGCUGAGGAUGCUGAGUUUUCGUCUAUUAGGAAAGCUUAUCAUACUUCAACUCGUAAGUAUCAUCCUGACAAGCUGUCAUCUGACAUGUCCGAGUGCGACCGACAUGCUUCUGUGGCAGCGUUUCAAGCUGUCAAGGAAGCUUGGCAGACACUAGGAGACAAAGGACGACGGAAGCAAUACGAUCAGGAGAGAGCAGAUGCUGCUCUCACUAGUCACUGGCUCCUGUCUUCUACACUGGAUGUUGAAGAUGUCGAGUACUCUGAAGAUAACGAGUCAUACAGCUGGUCUUGUCAAUGCUCAGGUUUGUACACAGUGACGAAAGAUGAGAUCGAACAAGGUUGCAAUAUUAUUUGCUGCUCAAGUUGUAGUCUAAGCGUACAUAUUACGAACAGCGCAAGGCUAAGAAUGAGUAUGAUAGCAACCAGCUGUAAGUAACAACAAAUAUGGAAAUGUAGUCGGUCACUUUUUAGCAGUUUCUGCAAGAUCGCUAACGAGAGGUGUAAACAUAUAGACCCGACUCUUUGAUGAAGUUUGUGCGCGACAGACUGCGCAGGAGGUA